Molecule: messenger RNA, 1053 nt
Organism: Babesia bigemina
Lineage: Eukaryota; Apicomplexa; Aconoidasida; Piroplasmida; Babesiidae
Exons: 1
Coding region: 1-1053 (350 amino acids)
Source: RefSeq, a predicted model, not a curated record
AUGUGUAAACUACAGGAGGUAGAGAAAGCAAAAGAAAAGGGGGCGCAAAAAGGAAGAGCAGCGGAUAAGGCUGAAGACGGCCCGCCUGAGCCUCAGGCUGAGAAGUCUAAAGAUGAGUCUGAUGUAGAGUCUGAAGAUGAAGAUGAUGAACAAUUGUUGGAUGAAGAAGAUCCUCCUGCUCGAAAAACCGAAGUCACUAAAAUUGAGACCGCAAAGCCUGUGGUCACCAAAGCCGAGGCGGCGAAACCCACUGCCACUAAAUCGGAGGCGACAAAGCCUUCUACCCUUAAAGCUGAAGCGACUCCAAACCAAGGCAAAAAAUCUGAGGGAGCACAGAACCAGGGAAAGAAAGCUGAGGGAACGACAAAUCAACCGGGUGGUCAAAGUGACGGAAAUGGUUCAAGUGCAGGCACUCCUUCACCUGGUGACCCUGUUCCCAGUAGUGGUCAGGAUCUGGGUGAACAGAGGUCUACUUCUGGGUCUGCUCAAAAAAGCGGCGAUCCUUCAUCUGAUGUUCCGCCUCCUAGUCAAGGUGUUGCUGGAGUUGGAGGGGGCGGGGGUUCAGGAGGUCCUGAGAAUUCUGGGAAGUCUAACACCUGUCCUGAUGGUACGACAUCAUCCUCGUACCUUGGUGAUGGUGCAAUAUGUUUCUCUAAGUCCAAUGAUGACGAGGAAAUAAUCUGGAAUGCCCAAAGGCAGAGUAUGCUGGAAGAUCAUUAUAAAAAUGAAGCUAAAACUCUUGUACGGAUGCAGACUCAGCAACAACGCAACCAUCCACCAACGCAGUCCAGGUAUACUUCAAUUCUUCCAAAUAAGCCUAGCCUUCACGCUUCCAGACCGCCUCCUCAGCAAAUCGUUGGCCGUCCUCUGAAUGAAAACCCGUACAAUGCUCCACAGGAGAGGGAUGCCGAUCACUGGGAUGGAAGUGCCAUAUUUCUCGAUGGUAGAUCGUUUACAAACCCAGUAACAAGCCAGAUCGCAAUGGAAAAGGCGUACGAAGCAGAACAAAAAAAUACGCUCACGAAUGGCGAGCCAAUAGGAAUGAGUUUCUAG